AUGGGGUCCGUUGCUAGCCCCGCAGAAGCCGUCGCGAGAAUCGCAUACCUUGCCAACGAUGUCGUUCUCUCCGUCCAGCCUUCGCUGAGCACUGAUUCCGAGUUUUCCUAUCAUCUCUCUCGAUUUGUUGCCAACAACGCGAAGAAUUUCGUCUCGAAAUCCCUUCCUGAGAUUGUUCCUGUGCGCCAAAAUGCAGAUCCGCUGCUCUCUGCAUACACGCCCCUCCAGGCCGGUAAACUGGUCUCGGUUACGGCUCCCUCCUCCAUUCUCUUGAACUCGGUACCUCAUUUGUAUAAACUCGCCCAAUAUCCAGUUGUCCUACAUGUGGCGCUGGCAACACCGAAUCCAGACUUCUCAGAGAUUAGCUCAAUAAGACAAUGCGGCUUCACCUUUUUGCAGUCGGAGACCCUGCAGGAGGCACAGGAUAUUGCAUUGACGGCUCACGCCCUGGCCGUGAGAAGCGGUAAAGGUGUCAUCCACUUCUACGACCCCAGCAAUUCCGUUCAGGACCAUCCAAUCCCCAUCGAAAGUCGCGAGCUGGUCCAAGCACUUCUGGGGACUGGUGUUAAAGCUUCACACACGGGUGAAACCGAACAGACGCUUUAUGCCAACAGUGGAAGGACCGCCACCGUUACUGAUCUUGGUCUGCCAGAAGUUACUCCGUCGCAAGCACCAGCACCAACCGCAAGAGAAGCUCUCUCACCUGUUGCCGCCCCUACUUCAGCUAACGGGCACACGGAUUUGUCGUCGGCCGCUUCCUCGUCUUCACGACGACAGAGUUCCUCGGGCAGCACCGCGCCAUCGUCGAUUGCGACGACAGUAGAAACACCGGUUUCUCGCGCUCUGAGCGCUACUGACAUAUUCAAUUACGUCAGUGAGAUCUGGGCCGCUAUCUCCCAUAUAACUGGUCGCAGCUAUUCUGCAAUCGAAUACUCGGGCCCUCCGGAUGCCGAAGCAGCUCUCUAUAUCUUUGGCUCGACUGGAGUGUUCGUCGAUGUCCUCGACGCUGAUGAUGUCCCCGCCGAUCUUUCAAGUCUUGGUAUAAUCACUGCGCGGUUAUACCGGCCAUGGCUUGGGAGCGCUGUUCUUUUGGACUCUAUCCCGAAAACGAUUCAGAAGAUUGCGGUACUGGAGCAGAUCAGAAGGAAGACGACAAAAUGGGGUCCUUCGUUCCUUGAUUUGCUGUCAAGUUUGAACCCGGGUGCUGGCGGCCAAAGUGCAAUCUCGCUGGUCCAAUACAGGCUGGGUCAAAUUGAUGCAUCAACUGCCCUGCAAGCACUUCGUGGCAUAUUCCAAAACCUCGCACCUGCGAUUACGCCUCGGAAACACUCUCGACGUCGCGGAUAUUCCCAAGCUGCGGCCGUCUCGAUCCAAAACCUCAGCAUUGGCCACGAGUUAGAACCUGUGGUUGACAGUUUCGUCCCUGAACAGCCCGAGGCUGAGAAUGCCUAUCUCAAAAUUCUUGACCAGUUGUUCAGCACGAGACUUUACAUUGCCAACUUGCUUGACAAGAAGAAUGCAGGCGUCUCCUCUACGAUUGCUGCUUCACCCGAGUACGGUUUUGGUUCCUUGCUCGCCCGGGCUGAACGGCGUCAAGAAUUUGUAAAGGAGGUGGAAGGGGCAGCGCGCAGCAACCAGUUCAUCACGGAAUCCCCCAAGCAAUGGCUGUCACGAUGGGCACUGAACGCCAAUGACUCGGUAAAAGCAAAUGAGAUUGCUCCAGAGGUGGUUGCACGUCUGUCCACAGACGGCUCGAGGCUAGCCAGUUCUCUGCUUGAUCAAAAAGCGUUCUUUCCAAAGGAAGCGCAGUGGCUGAUUGGCUCUGAUGCUUGGGCGUACGAUCUGGGCAACUCGGGGGUUCAUCAUGUUCUUGCCUCGGGUGCCAAUGUUAAUUUGCUCAUCAUCGAUUCGGAACCGUACUCUGAACGAGCGGCAGCAGAUGCAAUGAGACGCAAGAAAGACAUUGGGCUCUAUGCCAUGAAUUUUGGCAACGCCUAUGUCGCUUCGGUGGCCGUGUACAGUUCUUACACACAGGUCCUGCAGGCGAUGAUUGAGGCUGAAAGGUUUAAUGGCCCAUCAGUCGUUUUGGCUUAUCUCCCUUACAACAAGGAAACCGAUUCACCUUUGACCGUCCUGCAAGAAACGAAGAAAGCCGUCGACAUGGGUUAUUGGCCAUUGUACAGAUGGGAUCCGUCCAAUGAAGAAAAAGGGGAACCUUCCUUUUCGCUCGACUCCGAACGCAUAAAACGGGAGUUGGAAGAAUUUUUGCGUCGCGAUAACCAGCUCACACAGGUGAUGAACCGCCAUCCUCAAUUUGCUGCCAGCCUUUCGGAAUCGUACGGCUCUGAGGUUCGCAAGUUGCAGAAACGCAAAGCAAAGGACGCAUACGAACAGAUGCUGGAGGGGUUAUACGGAGCGCCACUAACAGUCCUUUUCGCUUCCGACAAUGGUAAUGCAGAAGGACUGGCCAAAAGGCUAGGCAAUCGAGGGAAAGCUCGAGGUCUGAAGACCAUGGUGUUCGCCAUGGACGACUACCCACUUGAGGACCUUCCAAAUGAGGAGAACGUGGUGUUCAUUACUAGCACAGCUGGGCAAGGUGAAUUCCCACAGAAUGGACGUGCCUUUUGGGAAGGGAUCAAAGACGCUGCGGACCUCGACCUCUCCAAUAUCCACUACUCAGUCUUUGCGCUUGGAGAUAGCCACUACUGGCCACGCAAAGAGGACAAAAUCUUCUACAACAAGCCCGGAAAAGAUCUUGACACUCGCAUUCAGUUCCUGGGAGGUAAACUGUUGACGGCUAUUGGUUUGGGUGACGACCAAGACCCUGAUAGCUUCCAGACCGGAUACCAGGAAUGGGAGCCCAGGCUCUGGCAAGCACUCAACGUUGCAAAUGUGGAAGGUCUGCCAGAAGAGCCGCCGCCGUUGACAAACGAAGACAUCAAGAUUGCGUCAAAUUAUCUCCGAGGCACUAUUGCAGAAGGACUUGCGGAUACCUCGACCGGUGCUAUUUCGGCGUCGGAUCAGCAGCUCACCAAAUUCCACGGCACCUACCAACAAGACGACCGUGACCUGCGCGAUGAACGAAAAGCACAAGGCCUUGAGCCAGCCUAUUCGUUCAUGAUCAGAUGCCGGCUGCCAGGAGGUGUCGCGACUCCCUCACAGUGGGUUCAGAUGGACGCAAUUGCUUCGGCCCAUGGCAACGAAACCAUCAAGCUCACCACAAGGCAAACAUUCCAAUUCCAUGGAGUCAUCAAGUCGAAGCUCAAGCCAGCUAUGCGAGCAAUCAACAAGGCACUCAUGACAACGAUUGCUGCUUGCGGUGAUAUCAAUAGAAACGUCAUGUGCUCGAGCUUGCCGACCUUGUCGGAGUAUCACCAGGAAGUCCAUGCUGUUUCGAAGAGGAUAUCCGACCAUCUCUUGCCCUCAACGACGGCCUACCAUGAGAUCUGGUUGAAGGAUGACACCACUGGUGAGAAGACCCAAGUCGCUGGUGACGCCGUGCAAGACUUCGAACCCCUCUACGGCCCGACCUAUCUCCCUCGAAAAUUCAAGAUCACCAUUGCCAUCCCUCCACACAACGAUACUGACGUCUACGCUCACGAUGUUGGACUCAUUGCAAUUCGGUCAAAGGACAACGGCCAUCUCGAGGGCUUCAACAUUCUCGCCGGAGGAGGCAUGGGUGUGACACACAAUAAUAAGAAGACCUACCCACGACUGGGAUACAUGAUGGGCUAUGUUCCUGCCGAUGUGGCACACCUGGUGUGCGAAAAGAUCAUGCUUGUGCAACGCGACAACGGUGACCGGAAGAACCGCAAGCACGCACGGUUGAAGUAUACUAUGGACGAUAUGGGCAACGAAGUCUUCAAGUCGAAAGUCCAAGAGCUCCUCACGCCACUGGGCAUCACCUUCGACACGCCACGGCCGUACAAGUUCGAUUCCAACAUCGACACAUUCGGCUGGCUCCGCGACGAAAAGGGCAUGAACCACUUCACCUUCUUCAUCGAGAACGGGCGCGUGGAGGAUACGGCAGAUUUCUCCAUGCGGACGGGACUGAGAGAAAUAGCCAAGAUCCACAAGGGCGAGUUCCGCCUGACGGGCAACCAGCACCUGAUUCUGUCGAAUGUGACGGACGAAGCCAAACCGGCCAUCGCCGAGUUGAUGAAGAAGUACAAGCUAGACAACACGCAGUUCUCGGGAAUGCGCCUGUCCAGCUCGGCCUGCGUGGCCUUCCCGACUUGUGGGCUCGCCAUGGCCGAGUCGGAGCGGUACCUGCCGACGCUGAUCAGCAAGCUCGAGGCCUGCCUCGAGGAAAAUGGAUUGUCGCAGGACUCGAUUGUGAUGCGCAUGACGGGCUGCCCCAACGGCUGUGCUCGCCCUUGGGUCGCCGAGGCCGCCUUCGUCGGCAAGGCCUAUGGCGCCUACAACAUGUACCUUGGCGGCGGCUACCACGGCCAGCGCCUCAACAAGCUGUACCGCAGCAGCAUCAAGGAGGACGAGAUUUUGGAGAUCAUGCAGGGUCUUUUGGGUCGCUAUGCCAAGGAGCGCACCCAGGGCGAGAGGUUCGGUGACUGGACCAUCCGCGCCGGCGUCAUCAACGAGACCACCGAGGGCAAGAAUUUCCAUGACAACACCGCCGAGGAGGAGAGCGAUGCCGAGUAA
Fonsecaea multimorphosa CBS 102226 is the source of this 4659-nucleotide messenger RNA. RefSeq lists its product as uncharacterized. The record is from RefSeq and is a predicted model, not a curated record. The transcript is spliced from 2 exons. Lineage: Eukaryota; Fungi; Ascomycota; Eurotiomycetes; Chaetothyriales; Herpotrichiellaceae. Gene Ontology annotation, cellular component: sulfite reductase complex (NADPH). Gene Ontology annotation, molecular function: heme binding; sulfite reductase (NADPH) activity; NADP binding. Gene Ontology annotation, biological process: amino acid biosynthetic process; sulfate assimilation. The coding region runs from base 1 to 4659 and encodes 1552 amino acids.